Molecule: messenger RNA, 849 nt
Organism: Corylus avellana
Lineage: Eukaryota; Viridiplantae; Streptophyta; Magnoliopsida; Fagales; Betulaceae
Gene: LSM8
Product: Small nuclear ribonucleoprotein family protein
Biological process (GO): mRNA splicing, via spliceosome
Cellular component (GO): U6 snRNP; U4/U6 x U5 tri-snRNP complex; precatalytic spliceosome
Molecular function (GO): mRNA binding
Source: RefSeq, a predicted model, not a curated record
AACCUAAUUAAGGAAAUACUCUCUCUCGCGUGGAAGGCUCUUCUUUUCCUCUGUGAUUUUCUUCUCCAGCUCCAGCCUCCAGAGUCCAGACCCUCCGUCCCCGGGCAGCCGAGCAGCCGGAGCACGGGAGCAGCGCCGCUCCAUCCUCCUAUCCCGGUGUCCCGAAGCAGCCGUCGUCGUGCAGUGGGCCUGGCAUACACUGUGCAGCACCCACAGGCCUUAAUCUAAGCAAACGGGAGGCAUUUUCGUCAUUUGGGUUUUUUCACUCUCCUUUGCGGAUUCUUGCUCCGUUUGUCGCCAUUUAUUGGUCGCCCUCUUGCUCUGUUUCUCGCCUACAGUACCAAGAAAAUUUGGUUCAUAACCAAUCUUGCAUAGUGUCUCUGAUAUAUCCAUUUUGGGAGCUCCAAGAUGUCAACUGGCCCUGGACUUGAAUCACUUGUAGAUCAAACUAUAUCAGUUAUCACAAAUGAUGGACGCAAUAUAGUGGGAGUCCUAAAAGGCUUUGACCAGGCAACAAAUAUUAUCCUUGAUGAAUCUCAUGAACGUGUCUACUCCACAAAGGAAGGUGUUCAACAACUUGUGUUGGGUUUGUACAUAAUAAGGGGCGAUAACAUAAGCAUUGUCGGGGAGCUGGAUGAAGAGCUUGAUUCUAGUCUUGAUUUAUCGAAGCUGAGAGCUCAUCCUCUCAAGCCUGUCAUCCAUUGACUGACUAGGAAAGGUGUAGAGCUGGUAUAGAGACUAUGUAAGCGAUGUCCAAACACUUGGGUAUAAUGUUGAAAAUUCUGAUGCUGAUGUGCUAUAAUCAUGCAGAGUAGCUUUUGGAAAUGUUGAAUAUUCUGUCUGCGCUUA